UACCGCUCGCUGAGACGCUGACGCACCCUGUGCCAGCCUCUCUGCCUCGCCAUCGCCGAUGCGGCUGCGCGACAUGUCACCAGGCUCUGCCACAGUGUGGUACGCGUUUCUCGUGAAUGCCAGCAUGAUGAGGCGAUCAGUGCUUGCCUCAACCACGGGUCGCCUGCAACCCGCGGCGUUCAUCGGUACGAUCGUGACGACCACAAGCAGGGCCGGUAGAGGAAGCCUCGCGUCGGACGGCCCGGCUAGCGGUGGGCGAAGAGCGACAACACGGGAGGUGUUCAUGGGUUUCCGCUCUCCCUGGUUCUCCUCGUCGAGGUCCACCGACAGCAGCGGGGUACAGAGACUCCAACCGUGGUGGCAGCGACAUCACCAUCGUCACCGCAACGAGUUUGCCACGAAGUCGCGGUUCGCGGCAACGCCGACCGCAGCAGCAGCAGCAGCAACAGGAGCCGAAAGAGAGAGCGGGAUCCCUCUACCUACAGCGGCGGGCGGUGGUGCUGUUGUCAAAGGUGACAGCGGCAGCGGCAGGAGCGACAAGUCGGCCACGCCAGCAGCAGCGAUGAAGGUGACGCUUCUAUCAGGGUUCCUAGGGGCUGGCAAGACGACGCUAAUGAGCAACGUGCUGCGGCAGGCGAGGGAGGAGAAGCUAUCGCUCGCUGUGAUCGUCAACGAUAUGGCGGACAUUAACGUCGAUGCUCAGCUCCUCACACUGGGGAAUGGAUUAGAUCAAGGAGACCUUGCGGCAGCAGGGGCGAGCGGGAGCGCGGUGGCGGGAGAGAGCAGCAGCGGGGUCACGUCGGUGGCGAUGCAGGACGGGUGCAUCUGCUGCACUCUCAAAGACGAACUCUUGCUCGAGGUGGGGGCCAUGGCCAAAGAGGGCAAGUACGACCACCUCAUCAUCGAAUCAACCGGGAUCUCGGACCCGGCGCCAGUGGCAGAGGCUCUCGUCGAGAGCGACUGCAGCACCAACGACACCGGUUACUUUUUCGACGGCGAGGACGACGAUGACGAUGACGACGAAGAGAGCACCGGGAGCGCGGCCCCUCUCGAAAGAGGAGAAUCGGAGGCAGUGGGCGGGGGGGGAGGAGAAGGUGGGAUGUAUUCCCUCGACACCCUGGUGACAGUGGUGGACUCGACGUCCUUCCUGGACGAAGUGCGGAAGGCGGACGACCUGGAGGAGAGAGGGCUGGAGUCGGGGGAGGGAGACACGAGAACUAUCGCUGACCUGCUGAUGUCUCAGGUGGAGUUCGCGAACGUGAUUCUCCUCAACAAGUCCGACCUCGCAACGGAGGAGGACAUGGCCGCCCUCGAGGGGCUCGUGCGGCGACUAAACCCGACCGCGCGCGUGGAGCGAACCGUGAGCUCCGCCGUCGGGCUCGCGGAGGUGCUGGGCACCGGGGAGUUCGACUUGGAAGAGGCGUCGAAGGCCGCCGGCUGGUUGCGGCUGGCCAAUGAACACUCACCAGCCUAG
Molecule: messenger RNA, 1474 nt
Organism: Ectocarpus siliculosus
Lineage: Eukaryota; Phaeophyceae; Ectocarpales; Ectocarpaceae
Source: the annotation of a GenBank genome assembly